Messenger RNA from Mesorhabditis spiculigera, 1596 nucleotides. The record is from the annotation of a GenBank genome assembly. NCBI's taxonomy places the organism in Eukaryota, Metazoa, Nematoda, Chromadorea, Rhabditida, Rhabditidae.
AUGCCCACACCUCACAUCUACACUUGCCACUGCAAGAAGAACGCUUACUAUGUCUAUUCUAUGCGUUGUUUUAAUCCUGAUGAAUUUCGGCUUCUUGCUGAUUUACGGCAUAAUUAUGAUGCUUUUGAAAGACCUGUCCAAAAUUCGAGCGAUCCACUGGUUGUAUCGGUCAAGUUAUAUUUACAACAAAUCUUGGAUGUGGAUGAAAAGAAUCAAGUGAUCACGAUAGUUGCCUGGAUCGAAUAUACAUGGACAGAUUACAAACUUAAAUGGGAUCCGGCUGAAUAUGGUGGUAUUAAGGAUAUUCGUAUACCAGGGACUGCGAACGCCAUUUGGAAGCAUGACGUACUACUUUUUAACAGUGCAGAUGAAAACUUUGAUUCCACAUACCCAGUAAAUUAUGUGGUCAGCCAUGAUGGCUCAAUCAUGCAGGUGCCACCCGGCAUCCUAAAAGUUUCAUGCAAAAUUGAUAUCACAUGGUUUCCGUUUGACGACCAAAUGUGCUAUUUAAAAUAUGGUUCUUGGACUUAUUCAGGGAAUUUUAUCGAUCUACGAAUAAGUGCACCGGAAGGGAAAAAGAUCGAAGAGCAGGGAAUUGAUACUAGCUAUUAUGUGGAGAAUGGAGAAUGGACACUUCUUGGUGUGCCGGCCCGAAAUGAAACCUACGUUUUUGACAAUCAACCAUAUCCAUCUUUGUAUUUUUAUAUCAUGAUUCAACGAAGAACACUCUACUAUGGAUUGAAUUUGAUUGUACCUAGUCUAUUAAUUAGUUUAAUGACUGUACUUGGCUUUACCUUACCCCCGGAUGCUGGCGAAAAAAUUACGCUAGAAAUCACUAUCUUACUGUCAAUCUGCUUCUUCUUGAGCAUGGUGGCCGAAAUGACUCCCCCGACGUCAGAAGCCGUUCCGUUAAUAGGUGCCUAUUUCUCGAGUUGUAUGCUUGUCGUUUCGGCGUCAGUGGUAUUUACCGUGUUGGUUUUGAAUCUGCAUCACCGAAAACCAGAAACUCACGAAAUGAGUCCAUUCAUGAGAACUUGCUUUUUGGUCUGGUUACCGUGGUUAUUAAUGAUGAGAAGACCAGGCAAAACUGUUUACAACCGAAAAGUUAUUUGUAGUGAAAGGCUGGCAGAAGAACAACGAAAAUCUGGAUCCCGUAAAAUUAGCGCUCGUGACGUGGAGCAUGAACAAAACGAAAAAUUAUUUACAAAGCUGUUAGACGACGAUAACUGCACUUGUUCCUCACAAACGUCUCUGACGAAGCCAUUAAUGAGUACAUCAUUCUCAGCGGGUCAUUCAAAAUUUGGAUUACUUGCGGCGUUAAAAACAAGAAGUUUAGAACACACUGGAGAAAGUAAUGGUUUGAUAAUGUCCGCAUUAAAUAAGGGCCUACAAACGGCGUGCCUUGAAUUGAGGAGUAUUUCGAAUCAAAUUCGAGUGGUCCGAAAACGAGUUGAAGAAGAUGAAAGGGACGAGCACCACGAAAACGAUUGGAAAUUCGCGGCGAUGGUUGUGGACCGAUUGUGUCUUUAUACGUUUACAAUGUUUAUCGUUGUAUCGACGUGUGCGAUUAUGUUCAGCUCACCACAUUUGAUUGCA